AUGUCAUCGUGGGAUGCACCUUUCACCCCUGCCAAGAUGCUCAUUCUAAUGGAAUUACGCAGCGUUGAAUUUGUUCGCCGGACGUACCAAGAAGAUGAGUCCUACCGUUGCGUUGGAGGGUCCCAGCCCUCUCGCUGCUCGCUGAACGCCAUUGAUCGUUCGGGCCACAACAAAUGGCACAUCAAGGUAUCCUCUAGAUGGAUGCCCGACCAGCCAAAGAAGAGAAAACCAGAGAGACGCCUGGAAUUUGAAGCUUUCAUUUCACACAUCGAUUUCGACUCCCUUCCGCCCCUCCUCCACGACACUGUUACAGAGAUAGGGUUGACACUUGUGACAAAACCGAGUCGCCCGGAUUCUCAUUCAGAAAUGCUUCCCUUAAAGACAAGACUAAGUACUCUUUUGGCUUCGGGAAACAGAUUCGCUGAAAUUGCAAGCAGACUAAGUUACACAGUUCACGAGGAUGCUUUGAGGGUGACAUACCCUCAUCUUAAGGACCUACCAGUGCCAACAAGAUGGGUGUCGGAUAUCCAGAUGAAGGAAGAAAUUCAAGAUGUAGUACCCUGGGUAUCUCGAGUUCAACUCAUAGACGACGAGAGCUGGUACAUCUACAAAGAGAUCGAUAGGCCUUUCUACUCCCUGAGAGAUAGUGUGGUACUUCAGCGAGAACUACAGAAUCUUAAGCUCUUCCGCGGUAUACCAAGCGUCGUGCAGCUAGCUGCUGUUAUUAUUUCAAAGAGUCCAUAUUCGACGACAGAUCGGGAUGAACGCCCACCUGUUAUGCGAGGCAUCCUGUUGGAUUACCAUCUGGAAGGAACAUUGGAGCGGGUGCUGAAGAGGACAAAUGGAAGCAAUCGCCCAUGGUGUGGAUGGGCGUUACAGAUUGCCGAAGCCCUUAACCAGCUACACCUUAGCAAUAAUACACAUAUGGAUCUGAAACCUUCAAACGUUAUGAUCGAUAAUGAGGAGAACGCCGUUUUAAUCGAUAUAAGUGGUAUUGGAGGGGUCACCCAUGAAUGGCUAGCGCCAGAAAUACGAGAGAUAUUGGAUCCUCUCUCUUUACCGUUUGAAAUGCGCCAGAGAAAUGAUAUCUGGGCUUACGGUCAAUUGCUAUCGGCGAUGGCGGAGCUUAGCAGCAACAACCAAGAGAAGAAGCUGAUGAAAAAUUGCGACCGAAUCUACGUUGCAUCAUUGCACAACUCAGGCCCCCCUUCCUCCAGCACGUGCCGCAAAGUAUCUCCCAUGGCUUUCAAACAUCACCCUGCCGUCCAGACUAAACAGGUGUGGUAA
This is a messenger RNA of Uncinocarpus reesii 1704, 1287 nucleotides long. RefSeq lists its product as uncharacterized. The coding region runs from base 1 to 1287 and encodes 428 amino acids. Lineage: Eukaryota; Fungi; Ascomycota; Eurotiomycetes; Onygenales; Onygenaceae. Gene Ontology annotation, molecular function: ATP binding; protein kinase activity. The record is from RefSeq and is a predicted model, not a curated record. The transcript is spliced from 3 exons. Gene Ontology annotation, biological process: protein phosphorylation.